AUGGCAGUGCAGUACAUUAUCCUGCUGUCGCGGCAAGGCAAAGUGCGGUUGGCGAAAUGGUUUCUGACGUUGUCGCUGAAGGAGAAGAGUAAGAUUGUGAAGGACGUGUCGACGCUGGUGCUGGGUCGGCGGACGAAGAUGUGCAGUUUUUUGGAGUAUAAAGAUAGCAAGGUUGUGUACAGACGAUACGCAUCGCUGUUUUUCAUUGCCGGAAUCGAGUCUACCGAUAACGAGCUGAUCACGCUUGAGAUUGUGCACCGAUAUGUGGAACAGAUGGAUCGCUAUUACGGCAACGUCUGCGAGCUCGACAUCAUUUUCAACUUCCAGAAGGCGUACUACAUCCUCGACGAGCUUUUGAUUGCUGGUGAACUGCAAGAGUCGUCGAAACGGGACGUGCUGCGCCGGAUCUCGCAGCAGGAUUCGCUCGAGGAGGCGGAGGGCGACGAAGAGAAGUUUAGCAGAUUGAUGCCCUACAUCGGCCAACUUCCCGGCAUGUCGGGCGACGGAUCGAGCAGUCUCGGAAGCGGCAGCGGUGCAGGAGGCAUGUCCUCAUCCGGCGGGCCAGGCGGGUCGUUUGCGUCCGCGCGGGGACGGUCGGGCGCGAACCCAAAGUCGCAAGCAACCUCGCCGACGAGCGCGGUGGACACCGUCCGCGCGUCGCUGCUCUCGCGGUACUCGUCGGCGACCAGCCUUCCCGGGCUCGCCUCCUUCUCCUCCGUCGACGACAACCCGCUGCUCACCACCCUGCGCUCGCUCUACCUGAGCCCGCACACCGCGCUCGCGCACACCGUCCAGCGCGAAGACGGCACAAUCACGUACACGCCGGGCGCGAACGCGUAUCCGCCGGUGCGGCUGCUCAACCCGAUCGAGAAGCAGCGGAUCCUGGUCACCGGCGGCGCGGGCUUCGUGGGCUCGCACCUCGUCGACCGGCUCAUGCUCAUGGGCCACAACGUCAUCUGUCUCGACAACUUCUUUACCGGGUCAAAGUCGAACGUCGCGCACUGGAUCGGGCAUCCGAAUUUCGAGCUGAUCAGGCACGACGUCGUGGAUCCUAUCCUCGUCGAGGUCGACCAGAUCUACCAUCUCGCGUGUCCCGCGAGCCCCGUGCAUUACCAGUCCAACCCCGUGAAGACGCUCAAGACGGGAUUCUUUGGCACGUACAACAUGCUCGGUCUCGCGAAGCGCGUCAAGGCGCGCUUCUUGCUCUCGUCCACGUCCGAGAUCUACGGCGACCCGGAAGAGCACCCGCAGAAGGAGUCGUACUGGGGCCACGUCAACUGCACUGGUCCGCGGGCGUGCUACGACGAAGGCAAGCGCGUGGCCGAGACGCUCGCGUACUCGUAUCAGCGGCAGGAAGGCGUGGACGUGCGGGUCGCGCGGAUUUUCAACACGUUCGGACCGCGCAUGAACUGGAACGACGGGCGGGUGGUGUCGAACUUCAUUCUGCAGGCGCUCAAGAGCGAGGAUCUGACUGUGUACGGCGACGGCAAGUCGACGCGGUCGUUCCAGUACGUGCAUGAUCUGGUUGACGGGCUGAUGAAGCUGAUGAACUCGAACUGCGACGAGCCGGUGAAUAUCGGCACGCAGGAGGAGUUCACGAUCGAUCAGUUUGCGCAGAUGGUGAUUGAUCUGGUGGCGGAAGAGACCGGGUUUUGCGGGUCGCAGGUCGUGCAUAUGGCGGCGCUUGAAGAUGAUCCGCAGAAGCGGAAACCGGACACGACGAGAGCAAAGGAGCGGUUGGACUGGGAGCCGCAGUGGAAAGUUAUUGAUGGCUUGCGAGAGACUGUAAAGUAUUUCAAGACUACGCAGGUUGGCUCUGAGAUAUAG
This is a messenger RNA of Myxozyma melibiosi, 1827 nucleotides long. RefSeq lists its product as uncharacterized. The transcript is spliced from 5 exons. Gene Ontology annotation, biological process: D-xylose metabolic process; vesicle-mediated transport. Gene Ontology annotation, molecular function: UDP-glucuronate decarboxylase activity; clathrin-cargo adaptor activity; NAD+ binding. Gene Ontology annotation, cellular component: cytoplasm; AP-1 adaptor complex. Lineage: Eukaryota; Fungi; Ascomycota; Lipomycetes; Lipomycetales; Lipomycetaceae. The coding region runs from base 1 to 1827 and encodes 608 amino acids. The record is from RefSeq and is a predicted model, not a curated record.